AUGUACACGCUCGCCAAAGGCUUCUAUGACCUUCCCCAGGAGAAGAAAAAUGAAUAUUUUGUGGACAGAGACCACGACGAAGAUCUCGUUUUCGGAUAUAAGCCAGCGGGCCAUGGAAAUGGGCCGGUGGAGGGAGUUAAGGAUGGGUUCGAGGGAUUAAUGGACAAGGUUUGCCCAACCGCUCUCGGUCUUCUCAAGUACACGCUCGCCGACAUGGAACCGGAAAAAGUGGGACAGAUUGCCCACACUGAUGCUGGCAGUCUCUCCAUCGUCUUCACUGAGGUUGCCGGCCUACAAGUCCUGAAGCCAAAUGAGGAGCAAUGGUACUACAUAGCACCGAAGCCGGGCCACGCGGUGGUGAAUGUUGGUGAUGCUCUCCGGUUUAUCUCUGGAGGCGUUCUGGAGUCAAGCUUGCACCGCAUAAUUCCACACAAGGACGAGAAAGGGAGGCAUAAAUACUCCAUUGUCUACCUGUUGCGGCCCGAAAUGGAUGCUGAGUUUGUGGAUGCUGAGGGCGUAACUUGGAAAGGUUUGGAAUGGACCAACAAGAAGCAUGCAGUGUUCCGCGCGUCAGCCGAGGAGCAGGCCCAGGGUACUUAUUUGACUGGGAGAGACGGGUAUGUUGGGCAUUGGAACCCUGAGCAAGAUCCGGAGGGCCAGACAAUCACAGUUAAGUGA
Molecule: messenger RNA, 678 nt
Organism: Diaporthe batatas
Lineage: Eukaryota; Fungi; Ascomycota; Sordariomycetes; Diaporthales; Diaporthaceae
Exons: 3
Coding region: 1-678 (225 amino acids)
Molecular function (GO): dioxygenase activity
Source: RefSeq, a predicted model, not a curated record